AUGCCCGGGGCGCUUCCCGGCGUAAUAAAACGAUACAGCCUGGAAUAUCCGCGUGCUUCGUCCAGAAUAACAUCUACGUUCAGUACUAUCACUGCUAAAAGGGCAAGAAUGCUUUGGUCUUGUAUUCUACACAUUCUGAUAGCACUGUGUCUAGUUACUUUGGUUUGGACUCUAAAUAGUACUUCUACGAAACAUGGAAAUCUAGGAUCUGCUGAUACUGUUAACACUGGUGUUAUUUCAGCAACCAGUAGCCUCACCACAGCGAACGACACACAGAACAGUCUAGGGAGAACUCCUGACUGUGUAGACCCAGGCUAUUGUGAAAAAUGGGACCAAAUCGGAUGUGCAUGUUCGUGUCCUAGCAAAAGAAUAAACCCUAAGAACAAACAUCAUUUUAUUAUAUGUCCAUUUUACAACAUCGCACAUCUGAAAACCGUGUGCUCCGAUAUGCUCUGUCCAGCUACCACGGUGUGGGAACAAAAACACUGUAAAUGUCUGAAUCCUAUAAAAGCCAGGAACGGAGAAAAAACACCUACCAGUAACAAGAAAGGGAACUGUGAGUUGCUUAUAGACUAUAAAUACAGCAAGAAACUUGGUUCGUUCAUCGAUUACCAGAAAAACCACGUUAAGGAGAAAAGUGGAGCUCACAUGCAAGUGGAGACUGUUUUAGGGGCGACCGCAUCAGGAAAGGCUGCCAGCUUUGAAGGGACGUCAGUGCAAAUGCCAGUUCUCGAGUAUAAUGGAUUAGGAGACACAAUGUUACUGAAACUGCGCCUCAAACCAGAUGCCAGUCCACAUAACAACACCCAAAUUAUUCUCUCAAAUGAGUGCUAUACCAAAGACGAUCCUCCUAGAAAAGAUCCUGCAUCCAUCUUGCUUAGUUAUCUACACAAUACCAAUAAGUUCACAAUCGGGAUUAACACCUUGCUGGGUCAAAGCGGAUCAUGUCAAAUACGUGCAGACCCUGAAGGCUGGUAUCGCAUCUCCGUAUCGGUGAGGUCAUCCAUCACUAAGGUGAUCAUCAACAGUCAAGUGUGCACUACAUUUACCGGACAAGGUCCCAUCUCAAAGAACAGCUGUCCUCUGACUAUCGGCGGUGCCCCACUAGCUACAGAUAACAGUUCUCAUUUUUACGGUCAUCUCGAUUAUAUACGACUGUUCAAGUAUUGCCACAAGGAGUCACGGUGACAAUGUACCGAAGAGGGACAUGAAUAAUACAGUUUCGUAUGAACAGCUAACAUCAUAUUAAAACGCGUUUUUUUUUUUAUCCACCUUCUCUAUAGUCCGGCGGCGAACCAUUAAACCCCAAAUUACGGAUUUAAGUUAUUUUCCCUGAUUAUACUUGUUUAGGAAAUCUAUUUCACAGAUAUGAACGAUGACGUAGAGGUUUAUUUUAACAAAUCACAUUUCAUAUACUCAACCGCUUUGAAAACGCUCAUUGUAUCACCAAUUUCAUAUUUUAUACACUAAACAGAUUGAUAUCAAUAGCAUUUCAUAAAUGACCACCCAUUAAUACCGAAACGGACUAUGCCCGUACUUUGUACGCUACAUCAUUUUGGUGACACUGUGAGCAGACCAGAUAGGAAGUACAGAAAUAGGGACUUCUGACUAUCGUGUUUGAUGCUGAUGUUCACAAUAUAGAUCUGAUGUACCUAUAGAGUUGCAGACCUCUACCGUUCCAUUUCCUGCUGAUUAUCCUUGGACAGGAGUGCUUGGUUGUUCUCUACUUCUGAUCAAGACGAGGACUUGUAGUUCGUCUACCGGAGACUCACGGGCUAAAGGGCUCUCUACCCGAAGAAACCAUAAGAGUUUCUCCCAGUCAGUUCUCCGAUAUGAACAAUAUUCUUUGCCUUUUCCAGAUCAGCGGUGCUAACUGAAACACCAGACCGACUACUUAUCCCGGACCAGGACUCGACUAGUGUGCACCUGACCCGUGUAUAGUACCUAUUGUUGAAGACAGAUAUCUAGUUAUUUCCGUUUGCAAGUUAAAGUGCCAACGUACACUUCCGCAUACGUUACUAAUGUUGUUUGCUGUUAACAUUGUUCGAGUUGCUACCGUUGAUGUAGGAGUUGCACCUUCCCAGUGCCAGUGUACGUGUUUGUGUUUUAUACAAGACUUGACAACCUACAGUGUAUUCGGUUCGGAUUAUAAAUUGAACUUUGAACUUUAUUGACAAAUCGUGUAAUUUUCCUUUUCAACAACAAGCGAGUACGUUAUAAAGAAAUUUGUAUAAAA
Messenger RNA from Gigantopelta aegis, 2236 nucleotides. RefSeq lists its product as uncharacterized. The record is from RefSeq and is a predicted model, not a curated record. The transcript has 7 exons. Lineage: Eukaryota; Metazoa; Mollusca; Gastropoda; Neomphalida; Peltospiridae. The coding region runs from base 1 to 1188 and encodes 395 amino acids.